UUUUAGUUUAUAGCCUAGGGUGUAAUGUUGCCUUCAUCACGUUUUCUGUUUGAGAUAAACGAAGACUAAAUCUGAUUGCCACGUUAUAAACCAUAUUAUCGCUAAACACUUAGUAGCAGUUCCCCACGAAUUACAUGUCUCCAUCAUUGACUGAGUUAUUAUAUAUAUAUUUCAAGAACACUUUCCCUCAAUCAAUACAAAUGUUGUUCUUUUACAUACUUGUAAAUUUGAUACCUAGCUAGCACAUAAAAGAGUAUUUAAAACGGAAUACAAAAGAAAUGAAGUAGGACAUUAUGAAAUGUAAUCGUUCCUUAAUAUUGUCGCAAAGUUUUGAUUAUUAGUAGGAAUUUUACACACAACAAAAUGUAUUUAUUAGAGUUAGUUUGUCUUAACUUUUAAAUAAUGAGAUUUAAAUAAUGUAGGAAGUCUAGGCGGUGUGUUACAAAAUCUAUACAAGCUUGUAUACCUUUCUUUGUUAUUGCACGUAAAGAAAUCAAACUGUUCAACUGACAUAUAUAAAAUAUGAAAUCAACAAGUAGAUAAAUUAAACAAUAAUUAGACUAAAGGGCCAAAUUGUUCCAGACCUACAAGCUUCAUGUACCCCCCCUCCUCCUACAUUCAUAUAUAUAUAGAUGUCAUAUUUGAAAGGAUUUGACAAACAAAAAGUCUAAAUUAAUACGAUUUUUAGCUUCUCACGUCUUUCUUUUCAAUAAGAUCCAACCUACUCUUCAUCAAGCUCUUCUCUCAGAAAGCUCAAAUGGAAAACUCAGCACUAAGCAAUGUCGUGAGGCGAACAGUAAUCUCUAAUCAACAGAGAACAAUACAAGAGGGUCUAGAAGAGAGUAGUUGGGAUAUGUACGUUGAAACCGAAGAUGGUAUCAGCCAUUAUGAAGAUUCUUCCAUGAUCUCAGAUGCUGCGUCUCCUAUAAUCUAUGUCGAAGAAGACACGGCUUCAUCUCCGUCUAACAGAACCAAGGGUUGCAGUGAAAUGGAGAACAAUACGACAGAAGGAAAAACCAUGAACAAUUCUAAAACUGAGGAGAAAGGAUUGAAUAAGAAAGGGAUAAUGAAUGAAGAAUAUUGCGCAGAAUUGAAGAAGAGAGGACUUUGUUUAGUGCCUUUGUCGAUGUUGUACAACUACAUUGGUUGA
Brassica napus (rape) is the source of this 1150-nucleotide messenger RNA. Its product is annotated as vascular-related unknown protein 3. The coding region runs from base 758 to 1150 and encodes 130 amino acids. The record is from RefSeq and is a predicted model, not a curated record. NCBI's taxonomy places the organism in Eukaryota, Viridiplantae, Streptophyta, Magnoliopsida, Brassicales, Brassicaceae. Gene Ontology annotation, biological process: multidimensional cell growth; xylem development. The transcript is spliced from 3 exons.